Diaporthe citri is the source of this 1191-nucleotide messenger RNA. RefSeq lists its product as uncharacterized. NCBI's taxonomy places the organism in Eukaryota, Fungi, Ascomycota, Sordariomycetes, Diaporthales, Diaporthaceae. Bases 1 to 1191 code for a protein of 396 amino acids. The record is from RefSeq and is a predicted model, not a curated record. The transcript is spliced from 2 exons. Gene Ontology annotation, biological process: regulation of transcription by RNA polymerase II. Gene Ontology annotation, molecular function: DNA-binding transcription activator activity, RNA polymerase II-specific.
AUGCUCGUACCCAGCAAGCGGUGCUGCUUCGCCCCCGAGCCGGAGAUCCCCCGUGAGCACCUCAGCACCAUGUCCGACGGCAACCUCGGACUACUCGCCGCCGCCGCCUGUGGCGCAAAAGGAUCGGGUGGGGACGAUCCGAACGUCAACAUGGUGCAUCUCGAGCUGUACCAACACUUCUCGCAGCCGCCCUCCAGCAAUUACUUCUUCUGUCUCGCGACUCCAGAGAUGGCGGCCGCGAUGAAGGCCAGCGCAUUGGAGCUCUCGGUCCACGUGCCUUACCUUAUGCACCAGCUCCUAGCGAUAUCAGCUCGUGACAAGAGCAGACACGCAGCCGACGAGGACAGGAGGGCGGCCUACCUCCGACUGGCGCUGCAGCUCCAGACGCACGCCAUCACGAUAUUCAACGCCUCAAGUCCCGUGCUCCCGUCGCUCACGAACCCAAGGCAGAGCACGCCAGUCCUGGCCUUCUCGGCGAUGCUGGGCACCCACGGGCUGUGCGACACCCUGACCGCCCUCGACGAGCAGCCGUCAGCAUCGCAGCCCGAGGCGGACGAGUGCCAGCAGCGCAACUCGCUACAAGACUUCCUCGGCAGGUGGCUCGACUACAUCCGGCUCCACCGCAGCGUGAGCAGCCACGCGCUGGCCGCGUCGGACCUCGCCCACCCCUCAUCAGACCCGCAGCCGCUCCUGCAGCACGGCCGCGCGAUGGCGGAGAGGCAGCCGGCCGGCCACGAGACCGACGCCCUGCUCGCGAGGGUCGCCGCCCUCCAGGGCCUGUCGCCCGAGGUCCUCGCCGCGUGCCUGACGGCCGUGGACGGGCUCCAGGUCGCCAUCGACAUGGGCAACGACGCGCCAUCGUCCGCCUCCUCCGCCGAGGGCGGCAGCGCCACCGCGGCAACCGCCAGCCCGGAGCACCUGCCCAUCUGGUGGGCCCUCUCCGUCCCCGACGCCUUCGUCGAGGCCCUCUCCACGGGCCUGCCGGAGCUCGUCGCCGUGCUGGCGUACUACGCCGUCCUCCUGCACCGCGCGCGCUCCUGCUGGGCCGUGGGGCCCGCCGCCGGCACGAGGCUGCUGCAGGUGCUGACGGCGCACCUCGGGCUCAAGUACACGGAGGUCCUGGCGUACCCCCGGAAGGAGCUCGGCCUGGGGCAUCUCGGUGCUGUUUAUGAUGCCAUCCGGGACCAGUAG